This is a messenger RNA of Varroa destructor (honeybee mite), 3891 nucleotides long. It is a transcript of the gene Ubc2, whose product is annotated as ubiquitin conjugating enzyme 2. The record is from RefSeq and is a predicted model, not a curated record. Lineage: Eukaryota; Metazoa; Arthropoda; Arachnida; Mesostigmata; Varroidae.
GCUUGUGUGUGCAUCGAGGACUCUGGUCGUCCGGGUUUGUUGAAUGAGGCCGACCUGUGGUUUUUGAGGGGUUUCAAUCACUCGGAAACGUAAAUUUGGUUACAAGCUCAACCCAUUACGACUGCGCAACACAGGAAGACAUACAAAAGCCCCCAGGAAAAUAGAAAUUUUUGAGCCGGCACGCGGGUGAUCCAGAGUGGAGCGCUGUGUUAGCGCGGUCGAGGCGAUUUAACGCGGGACUGGAAGUAGCAGCAUUUUGUGAGUCUGUUAAUUGUUGUGAGGGAGCACGCGAUGUCAGGUAGCGCAGGCCCUUCGGGCUCUCGCUCAGGUCGUUCGAGCUCGGGAUCUGGUUCCCAACAAGACAGCGGAAAGGAUUCAAAUGGACGUGAAACUGGGGCUAGACUCAACCCCAAAAUGUCUAAAGCCCUGUCUACAUCCGCUAAGCGCAUACAAAAGGAGUUAGCUGAAAUUACAUUAGACCCUCCUCCAAAUUGCAGCGCGGGCCCAAAGGCAGAUAACCUGUAUGAAUGGGUCUCUACUAUACUUGGGCCUCCUGGUUCAGUGUAUGAAGGAGGAUGUUUCUUUCUCGACAUCCAUUUCACACCUGAAUAUCCUUUUAAGCCACCGAAGGUGACAUUUCGAACACGUAUUUAUCAUUGUAACAUAAAUUCACAAGGCGUUAUCUGCCUAGAUAUACUUAAGGACAAUUGGUCGCCAGCGCUCACAAUUUCUAAGGUGCUACUCUCCAUUUGUUCGCUUCUGACCGACUGCAAUCCUGCUGACCCGUUAGUUGGCUCAAUUGCCACCCAGUACAUCCAGCAUCGUGAUGAACACGAUAGAACUGCUCGUCUUUGGACUAAACGCUACGCUACCUAAGGCGUGAAACCUUAGGUAACGUCCGUCUCCGGUUUCUAAGUGCUCUACGAGAUGUACGGCGCAAGCGGAAAGGCUAUCGAGCCAUGGCCGGGCAACGCAAAGUGAUGGAAGGAAGAAGAACACAUUGUAAUGGAUGAAAAAUAUCCACCGCAUUCUGCGCAUUCUGUGCAUCAGUUGCUGAUGAUGGUAUACAUAUAUAACGAAUCUGUACAGCUGACAACUAAGUUUGGCAACUUGCUUUCGAGUUUUAGGAAAAAGAACUUCGCCGUUCUAAUGCUGAUUGCCGACUGAUGCUCGUGCUAGGCGAACGAGGUGUAGAAAGUUAGAGUGGAUGGGAAAAGGUAAGCUGAGGAUGGGAUAAUAGAAUGUGUAUGUGUUAUGAAACCGUGGUAAUAGUAGUACCUUCCUCGUCUUGCUCUUUGAGCACUUCACGUCCAGCAAUGAAAGAUCAAUUUUGGUUACGUAAUAACCUACGGUUGAACGACAGGCUUAUACAAAAAGUGUCUGACUGGGUAAUAUGAAUGUAGCUCUUCAAAAUAAGUGGAGGAACGAAUCUUCUAGCAGUGGUGUGAAAGAAGUGUAAUCAAAUAGACAAAUAACCGAAGGAGGCAGCCGUACACAAAUUGUCCUCAAACUAUAUAUAAUGCGAGGGUAGGGGAAUUAAUGUAGAGGCAUCGCCAGGAUAGCAGUGGUCAAUUAUAAUACAUUAUAAUAUAGUUAAUAUUAUUGGAGCUAGACAAUUACUGCUGCUACUGUUACUAAAGGAAAGCAAGAUGAUUGUACCUACUAAUGAAUGAAUAAAUGGCUGCCUAAUCAUCAUAAGUCAGUAAUGACAAUGAUGUUGAGUGUGACUAGCGAUUGAUAUACUUUUGCUAAUAAGCUACUUGGUCAGGCAGAAAAGAAAGUAAUCAGGAUACGAAGAGGGCAACAUAAGUAAGAACUGAAUGAAACGAAAGAAGGAAAAUAGAAAAUCGGCGUCAGGGGAAGACAUGCUUAGACAACAGUUUACGGUGGCACAAAUAACUGAUAUCGAUAAAUAGACACGAAACGAGUACAUAUUGAGGACGACACAAAGACAGAGAAAGAAAUCGAGGUAUUAUAUCGUUGUUCUCGGUAAAGCCAUGUAACAUAACAGUAGCAGCAGAAGUCAUAGUAAGGUGUAUACCCAUUAUAUAUAUAUAUAUAUAUAUAAUACAUAUAUAUAUAUAUAUUUCAAAUCUACGCAGAUAUAUACCUACGUUCGCAGCAUAUGAGAAAGAGUUGGUAGGAGAGGCAAUGGAACUGUCAGGAAGCCUUGUACACUGAAUAAAUAAAAUUACAUACAAAAGGCUAAGAAAGAAAGAGCGAAAGUUAAAGCUAGAAAGUGACUAAGCGUGCAUAAUGUCAAAUAAACGAGUAGAGCGAAGCUUUACGGGUGGGUAAUACACAAUAAGUGCCGAGGGAGUCCGGCAAUUCGUCCUCUUGACCAACAUACAUACUCGUAUAUAUGUGGUGGACAUUUAGGAUAGGCUUAUAUUAAUAAAAAAGCAAACGGAUCAUUUAUGAUAUAGGAGUACGAAUAAGAACAGAGUAUAGCUGAUCGGGGCAUUUUAGCAUGAUAAUAAUCAUGAUGAUGAUAAUUAUAUUGGGAAUAAUUACAUAUUCUCAUUAUGUAGCAUAAUACUAUCAAUCGUCAUCAAGCAAUGUGGAAUUCAGAAUAACGUCGGCGGUAAUAUUGACGAGAUUGUGACAAAUAUAGUUAUAAAUUAAGGAAAUCAGGCUGCAGGAAACUGAAUGUAAUAUACAGAGAGGCGAGCAGUGAGUUCAUAGUUCGUUGAAAAUUCCAACAACAUAAAUAAAUUCGAAUAACAGGAAUAUUUAUAUUAAGCACAUAAUACCAUGCAAAUAUUUCGUGUAGUUAUGGCUUGGUCAUUAUGAUCUUAAUGAAUUAAUGUCACUAAAUGCAAAUAAUAGCAUAUUUGAACUCACUGGACUUGAACACAUUGUAAACAACAACAAUAAUUAUAACAAUAACCGUACAUCGUGCUGCGCUGCUAUUUGGUCGAAGUUGCGAGUGCAGGAACGAAAAACCACUAGAGCCUUUCCACAUUGCGGUUUAACGUGAUUAUAUAUAUUAAAUGAAUGCCGUUAUUUUGGUGGCGCGCGUCUCAGUGAGAGAUAGCACAUAAUAAGCCACUCAAUUGAAAAUAUUUGAAAAUUUCGGAAAAAGUUUUGUAACAGUACGGCGUGCCGAAACGAUAUAUAAGUAAGUAGCAUGUUGUAUAUAGCGAAUGGUGAAAUAGAGAAGAAAUGCUGAGAAAAAUAUAAUAUUCAACGAACACGAAACUAAUGUAAUAAUCGAAGGACAUGUUGGACGGACACUUAAACCUUAGCAUCAUUAUGACACACUAGACAAGCCGAAAACAUGGAGUCUUAUUUAUGAUGCGGUGUCCGUGUGCGCAUUGAAUAAAUGACGCAGGUCGCUUGUGCGUGAGUAAGGAACGUCUGUGGUUUAUAUAUAUAUGUAACCAUUAAAAAUGGAAAGAGCACUUACCCGUCGAUAGGUUUUACUGAUAAUGACGACGACAAAAUAGAAAACGAAGUACUAUUAAGCAACAUGAAGCACAAUGAAAAUAACCUGAACAAUAUACAUACGAAGCGCAGUCGCCAUUAUAGAAAGACAAACAGCAAGCGGUCCUUCCGUUUUAGCAGAACAUCCCUAAUUAAUAAUAAAAAUAAACAAAAUGAAAAUUGCACCUAUACCGUUGCAAGAAACAUAAAAAUAAGGCUUGAGAACCCAUAUGAGAGAAACGGUAAUAACAACAAACAUUUACUAGAGGAAUUAUAAAAAAUAAUUAUAUAUUAUAGAAUGUAAUUAAUUGUAACUCGAGUAUGUAGUUGCCCCGUGUACUUCACUGGGAUGAUGAUAGAAUCAUGUACAUUGCUCCUUAUUACAACAUAAUUAUCUUGAUUAAUAAUGAUAAUAAUGUCGAUGCAACAAAAUGAGACAAUAAAGGAUUAUAAUAAACACACUAC